Molecule: messenger RNA, 2510 nt
Organism: Stegastes partitus (bicolor damselfish)
Lineage: Eukaryota; Metazoa; Chordata; Actinopteri; Pomacentridae
Gene: gipc2
Product: GIPC PDZ domain containing family, member 2
Exons: 6
Coding region: 323-1312 (329 amino acids)
Molecular function (GO): protein binding
Source: RefSeq, a predicted model, not a curated record
GACCGGGCAGCAGCAGCGGCAGGUUCAGUCCGGGUUUACCCCACACUCACCCCCCACCUGUUGAAUAUUCACACGGAGGGCCGAGUCACUGUCGAAGAACAGAGUCAAAGCGGUGCACAGGUAAAGGUAGGAAAGGAGGAAGGAAACAAGGAAGGAAGGAAGGAUAGAAGGAAGGAAGGAAGAAACCGAGGAAAGGAGGAAGUGAAUGAGGACAAGUCGACCGUUGGGCUCAACAGGUUAGCUACUUCAAUGUUGUAGCAGCGGCUCGGACUUUUUUCUCUCUCUCCACGUCGAAAAAAAAACAAACGAAGACAACACAAAGAUGCCGCUGGGACCAUGGAGGAAGAAAAACAAGUCGACGAAGGAGCAUUUGGUGGAAAACGAGGAGGUGAGCGGCGGACACGCAGGUGCCGGGAGCCUGAGUAAAUCCGCCGUGAACGGAGCCGGACUCCCGCCUCCACCUGCCGAGCUGCGGCCGAAACUGGUGUUCCACACGCAGCUGGCUCACGGCAGCCCGACCGGCAGGAUCGAGGGCUUCACCAACGUCAAGGAGCUGUACGCCAAGAUAGCAGAGGCGUUUAACUUCAGCCCACCUGAGAUCCUGUUCUGCACCCUCAACACCCACAAGAUCGACAUGGAGAAGCUGUUGGGGGGCCAGAUCGGCCUCGAGGAUUUUAUCUUUGCCCACAUUAAAGGGAUCAAAAAGGAAAUAGAAGUCCAUAAAUCUGAAGACGCUCUGGGACUCACCAUCACUGACAAUGGAGCGGGAUACGCUUUCAUAAAGCGAAUCAAAGAGGGCAGCGUCGUGGACAAGGUGAAGGUGAUCUGCGUGGGCGACCACAUAGAGUGCAUUAAUGGACGCAACAUCGUCGGCACGCGGCAUUAUGAGGUCGCCCGUAUGCUCAAAGAGCUACCCAGAGACCAGUCCUUCACCCUCAAACUGGUCGAGCCGAUGAAGGCCUUCGAAAUGCUCGAGCCGAGGUCAAAAGGCGCCAAACCUGCCAACGACAACAAGGUCGGUACUGGAAAGGGAACUCUGAGACUUCGCUCCAAAGGUCCAGCUACUGUAGAGGAUGAGCCGACAGAGUUCGAGGAGAAAGCUGUCAAGAAAGUAGACGACCUUCUGGAGAGCUACAUGGGCAUCAGAGACACUGAACUUGCUGCUACGAUGGUCGAGGUCGGCCGUGACAAGAAGAACCCGGAUGAAUUCGCCAUGGCGUUAGACGAGACCCUCGGAGACUUCGCCUUUCCCGACGAGUUCGUCUUUGACGUCUGGGGCGCCAUCGGAGACGCCAAGCAGGGAAGACUUUAAGUCUGCUGCUGCCCCGCACAUACAUUCACCCAUAAAUAACCACCCCUUCCCGAAUUCACCUCCUAAUACCCUCAGAAGCCAACUGGACAAACUUCAACCAGCACUGUCGGGGUGGCUGAAGUGUUCUUACCAUCACUUUGUUCUUAGGCGUAGCUUCGCUCUUGGCUCGAGCGUCUCUAAGCGCUGACUUAAGUCGAGUGUGUCUCCGCAAGGAAUUUAGCAUGUCAGCGCUUUGGUGUAAUCUUGUAAAGAUAUCCAUGAAAUGUGGAAUGCAGUUUCCAGCACAGGACCUGCCUCCAGCGUGCUGAAGAGUUGGUGAUUAAUCCCAGAUGUUGUAUCAACCUUUUGUACGCCACCUCGGAGACACAAUAGCUGCAUUUAAAAGCUCAUGAUGCUGUUUGUCAGUCAGAACAGCAAGUCUAGUCAACAGGGGUCUGUCACACUGGUUAGAAAUGGUACGUGCACAACCUUAAAUUUAAAAGUUUUGAUCACACUUUAUAGCUGUGUAAUUUUGAAUAUAGAGAUGUACUACACAGCUUUUUAUAGUCUCUUUUUUUAUAUGUGAAAGUGCUGCUGAUUUUACAGCAGCAGCAUUGUGUAAUUAGCGUAAUUAUAGCAAUUGUAGCAAUAUUUCUCUCUCCAGCUACCUUGUUAUUUCUUUUGAGAUCUUUCAAAUGAUAGAAAAACGUCAGCUCCGGCCACGUUGCUAAUCAUGUUUUCCUCUCUGUGCCUGAGCCUUCAUCCAUCAGAGAGACUGAGCAACACACAGAGUUUUGUGUUUUUCCUCUAAAUGCCUUUAGCCAAGUUGACGACACACAUUCCUUAAGUUUCUCCGUUCCUUUAGUCUGUUAACAUGUCAAGAAAUGAGUCAUAUGUAGAAAUGCACGGCUUAUUUUUUUUUUCUCCCCCUCCUGUAAUUUAUUUUAUCAUGAAAAAUCAUUAUGCUGCAAGACAUUUUACAGAGACGUGGCUCGGCAUGAAAGCCACUCUGUGUCUGGAACGGGAUCAACUGCAAUCUGAUGUCUUAAAUAAAUGCACUUGCAUUGAUGUAACUGCACUAUCUCACUGUCAAACUGAAUUUAAAAUAGCGACUUGAUUCAUGUCCUCCUGCGGUAACUGUUUGCGGCAGUUGCGUAUCGUUUGACAAACCAUAAGGGAUCACUACUGUGCAUAUACAAUAAAAUUUGAUAUACUGUUA